CACUGACUUGGUAGUCACUUUUAUAGGUUCAAGCGCUUAAGCAUAGCACGUCAUCCGACAGACCAAGUAUAUUGCGCGGCUACCAUAUCGCUACUACUCACCGAGGUAAGCAAGGUAAGCAAGCGGAUAGGAGACAGUUGUUCCUGUUGCUAUACGUAGAACCUGCGCAUCAUAUCCAUCGCAGGCACAAUCUGGUGCCGCAUGCCCUUCCCAUCUUCUAAGCCACCUGGCAACCCAACUCCUGUACCAUACACCAUGAGGUGGUUGAAUCGCUGCUUCAUUUCGCGUUGUACAACUGCCCUAACCCGCAGCAUCUGGAGAUUUUCACCACCCGAAUCCGAAACACCCGCCGCAAUCUGUGUUGUCACGCCACAGCGCCCUGAACGACAUACUCAAACUCACGGCAUGGUAAAUGACUCCGCCACAUUGUAUGUUACACGUAAAGCGACCAUUCGGCCCUAUUGCUUUCCCUCUCUCGCGAAACGGGAUAACUACCUGGUGGCAAUGCUAUGCCAAGCAAGGGAGUCGAAGAUGCAAGAAGGCUCUCCCCGCCCCCAUGUACACGCCAGUUUCCAGGACCGUCCUUGCUUCGAUUUCUCUGCUGUGGUACGGGAAGCGCCGUCAAUAUUCGAAUCGAUCGUGGUGCUACCGUAUGUUAUGGCCAAAUAUACCUUUUUGUCGACGUUGCUCUUGGUCUUAUAGAACAUCGUUCUCCCUCUUCAUCUGCCGCGGCGUCGAGGUCUAAGCUGAAAAAGCGUGUCUGGGUAUGAGGACAUAUUUCUCUUCGGGGCUUCCACUAUCUGGGAUCUCGGUAUGUUGGUGUUUGCUGCUGCCGCUGAGGGCACCGAUUUUUCCGCGGAUCUAUGAGAGAGGGGUGAUGAGCAGCUCGAGGCAGGGGGUGCGCUCGUCAGUUGAGUUGGAGAG
Molecule: messenger RNA, 924 nt
Organism: Pseudomassariella vexata
Lineage: Eukaryota; Fungi; Ascomycota; Sordariomycetes; Amphisphaeriales; Pseudomassariaceae
Exons: 2
Coding region: 202-702 (166 amino acids)
Source: RefSeq, a predicted model, not a curated record